Messenger RNA from Bactrocera latifrons, 4981 nucleotides. RefSeq names its product aminopeptidase N. Gene Ontology annotation, cellular component: cytoplasm. Gene Ontology annotation, biological process: proteolysis; peptide catabolic process. The transcript has 14 exons. The record is from RefSeq and is a predicted model, not a curated record. The coding region runs from base 1019 to 4462 and encodes 1147 amino acids. Gene Ontology annotation, molecular function: peptide binding; metalloaminopeptidase activity; zinc ion binding. Lineage: Eukaryota; Metazoa; Arthropoda; Insecta; Diptera; Tephritidae.
GCAAUUUCAAAAUACAUGCGUACAAUAUUUUUCACGAGCAAUUUAUACACAUAAAAGUGUGUGUUUAUGUGUAACUAAGUGCAUUUGUGUGAAGAAAAARAUAAAAAAAAAAUUAAAGAUAAAGAAAAAUUGAAUUGAAAGUUAAAAUUGAGCAAUUGCUAUUAGCACAGCUGCAGCGAUAGACAACAGUUGCCUAGCAGCCGACUGCAGAGCGCAAGUGCUGCACAAAAGCAUACAUAUAUAUGUACAUACAUACRCACUUAUUUAUGUGAGGCCCACAAAAAUUGAGCACAUCCACACAGCGUUGACCUUGAAGGUUUUGCUGUAAAUUCGCCAAUCAUUUUACGAAAGAAAUAAUACUUUGCUUUCUCGAGUGUGAGCGUCGCAGAGUAAAGUGAAAAAAAAAAUAAUAAUAAUAAUAAUUGUGAAAUGCAAAUGAAAUGAGCUUUUMCUCUUUGUCGCCAUUGUCGAUCGAAUUGGGUCUUAAGUGUGCCACUUUGUGCCUAUUUUAGUGCUGCCAGUGCUGGCGCGUGAGUGGCAAGCGGGAGGCGUGCACCGGUCAACUCGUCAUCGGCAUCAUUGCAACUUGUAUUAAGCGACGAUUCAAAUUGUCGUUGAUUUUUCUACACUUAAUUCUACUUCUUCCAAGUUUCGUGUUCGGCAAGAAAACCGCCACAUUUGUGGAAGUCRUUGAGAGAAUUUCAAGAAUUUCCCAAAAUCUAAGUGGCAACCACAUGCUUAAGUGUUGCUGAGUGUGUUGUAAGUGCAGAAAAGCUAGCAAACAGCGGCAGCCGGAAAAAACAUACUUGAGUUGUGUGSUGUUGUUACUUAACGGGAAUCGUGAAAACAGUCAAGAGUGGUUUUUGAGAAAAAUCUUCAAGCAAUAAUAAAAAAAAAAAUUAUCAAACAUAAAAAAUAAAGCAAAUAUAAAAAAAUUGAACGAAGUAUCAGCAGCUAACGGCGAGACAAUAAUAACAACAACAAAAUUCGUGGCAACAAUUUGUACACGUUUGGCACGAUGGAGGGCGGCUACGUGAAUGAAGCUAUCAUUAAUUCCAAUACUCAUUCGGCAAAAUUUCAAAAUCCAUUCUCGGCUAAACAAACAACACCAUUAAACACAACAACACAAUUGUCAUCAACCAAAUUGCAAGAGCAACAACAAGCAACAAUGAAAAAUUCAUCACCCUCAUUGGCAUCACCAAAUUCAUUUCGUUCGAAUCGCUUUGCUUCGUCUUGGCAGGAUAUCGUUCGAAAAGUGCGAAAUUUCGAUUACAAUCGUGUGAAAAAUAUUAAAGAACAUUUUCAUAUCGAAUUUGUAACAAAGGAGAAAUUUUCGGGUGGCCAACUGAAAACAAAAAAUGGACAAAAAUAUGUAUUCAACGGUCCACCGUCAGGCAUUUACGUUACCAGAACAUGCGUAUUCUUCACCGCGAUAGUGACGGUUGUGGCGCUCAUCUUCACCGUACUCAUCACAUAUUUCUUGACAGCGAACUCCGUGACAACGCCCAGCUGCUUCAAUGGCAAUUCAAAUAAGAACUCGCCGCCCUUGGCUCUGUCCUCCAAUUCGAUUGGCCCACAAUAUAACAGCACUCCAGUGGCGACGGCUAGCAUACUUGGCACGGCACCACACACCGCCAGUCCCAUAUCGAAAUAUGGUACCACACCACCAAUUGCGCCAAUCGGUGACAUCAGCUUACCGCCAGAGCAUGAUAUCCUCGGUGCCGACAAAAGUAAAGCAGCCGAUAGGAAAUUGCAGCUGUACGACGGCUGGAGACCGCUGCAUUACAACAUUGUAAUUGAGCCCAACAUUAAAACCGCCACCAACAAUGGUAGCAUUACCAUUGAGGUACAGCGUGACGCCAAUAUCCCUACUCUGCUUCCGAUUAUUCUUGAUGUGCACAAUAUUUCCGUUUCGAAUGUGCGCGUCAUACGCUCGCCCAGCAAUGUCUCAACCAGCGAUGAAAUCGAAUUGGAUUUCGAUGGUAAAUACGGUGAGAACAACUCAUCCUUUGUAGUGGCCAUUAAUAAAGGUAUUGAGGAUGAGCGCGAUGUCACGUUGAUUGUUAGCAUGGAUUUUGUUAGUCAGAUAACCGACACGCUUCAAGGUGUGUACAGAACAAGCUAUACGAAUUUGGAAACCAACAAAAUCGAAUGGAUGGUCAGCACGCAAUUUUCGCCCGUCGACGCUCGGCGCGCAUUCCCUUGCUUCGAUCGUCCCGAUAUGAAGGCAAACUUUACCAUCACUAUUAUACGCGAUGAUAAACUCGGCAUGGCGUUGUCUAAUAUGCCUCUCUAUCGUAGCUCUGUGCACCGUCCAGGCUUCACGCGCGAUGAUUUCGUAACAUCACCGAAGAUGCCUAUUUACAGCUUCGCUUUUGUCGUUUCCAAUUUGGUGAAAUCUCAUUAUUCCGACUUGGAUGCAAGCCUUGUACCGCGCGUAGAGAUUUGGACACGCCCCGAAAAUACCGAAAUGACAAAUUAUGCGUAUUCAAUGUUGCGAAAGUUCUUGCCCUACUUUGAAGAUUAUUUCGGUAUAAAGAACCGUCUGUCGAAAAUCGAUAUGGUGUCGAUACCGGAUUUUGGUUUUAGCGCUAUGGAAAAUUGGGGACUAAUUACAUUCAGAGAUUCUGCGCUCCUCGUGCCCGAAGAUCUUGAUCGUGCUUCUUCGUCCGAGCACAUGGAGCAUGUUGCUCAGAUUGUCGCACACGAAUUGGCGCAUCAGUGGUUUGGCAAUUUGGUUACACCCAAAUGGUGGGACGAUCUUUGGUUGAAGGAAGGUUUUGCCUGCUACAUGAGCUACUUGGCGCUGAAUACCAUACGUCCCGAAUUCCAAAUUAUGGACACUUUCACAAUCUACGAAUUCGGUGAUGCCAUGCAACAUGAUGCCGACAACAGUUCACAUUCCAUUGCUUUCGAUGUGAAAUCAACCACCGAUAUACGUCGCAUCUUCGAUCCGAUCACCUAUUCAAAGGGUAACAUACUAUUGCGCAUGUUGAGCUCAUUUGUGGGCGAUGAAGCCUUCCGUGCGGCCACACAAGAUUUACUGAAGUCCUACGCUUACGACAAUGCCGAUCGUGAUGUGUUGUGGGAUUUUAUGACACGACAUGCGCAUGAGCGUAAGACCCUGCCCGAUAGUCUGCAAGUGAAAACGGUUAUGGAUUCAUGGAUAAUAAAACCUGGUUAUCCCGUUGUAACCGUCGAGCGCCGUGAAGCCGAUCUGGUGUUGACACAAGAACGUUAUAUGUUGCCCUCACGAAAUAUGUCGGAUGACAGCCGUUUUGUUGUGCCGAUCACCUUCGAAACGGAUGAGUUACGCAAAGGCGACAAUAUACCUACACAUUGGAUGUUAGAGACUGAUCGACAAAUUGUCAUAAGCGACGCUUUUACCUCGGAAAAUAAUACCGAUAAUGUGGUGUACGUGAACUUGAAUCGCCAGGGUUACUAUCGCGUCAACUAUGAUAUGCCUUCUUGGUUAGCAUUGAAGAAAAAGUUCACCACGCUUCCCCGUAUCACACGCGCACAACUUUUGGAUGAUGCUUUGCAUUUGGCGCAAGCCGAGUACUUAACCUAUGACAUACCGCUGACCUUCCUUAUGGAGAUCUUCACAGCCACCGAUGACGAGCUAUUGUGGCGUGCCACGCAACGUGGCCUCAAUUACCUCAUCUAUAUGUUGCAUCGCGAGCCUGCCUAUGAGACAUUCAGAGCCUUUAUGAAAUUCAUUGUACGCCCCGCCUUCGACCGUUACGGCUUGAAUGAGCCGGACAAUGAAUCGCACAUACAGUUACAACAUCGCGCCAAUAUUGCGCGUCUCGCAUGCAAAUUCAACUACGAUCGCUGUACAAUGCCAGCGCACCGGAAGUAUCGCGAGUGGAUGGCCGAUCCCAAACUCAAUCCCAUUAAGCCAAAUCUGAAAUCGAUUAUUUAUUGCACGGCGCUCGCUGAGGGCUCCUUCCAGGAAUGGUAUUUCGCUUAUAAGCAAUAUAAACGCACCACAAGCGCAUCCGAGAAGGAGCAGAUCUUAACAUCUUUAGGCUGCACCACAAAGCCAUGGCUGCUCUCUAAAUAUCUAAAUAUGACCAUCGAUCCAACUUCUGGUAUAUUGAAGCAGGAUGGCGCUCGCGCUUUCCGCGCCGUUGCUGAGAACUCGAUUGGUUAUGAAAUUGCAUUUGAUUUUCUGCAAUCGAAGAUCAAGGAAAUCUCUGAAUACUUCGGCGACGGAUUCUCCACACUCACCGAAAUGAUCAAAUCCAUCACCACGUACAUGAAUAAGGAAUAUCAUAAAGAUCAGCUGCAGCAAUUUGCCGAUCGUGCACGCAAACUCAGUCUGACAGCAGUCGAAGAAGCCAUCGGCUUGGCCAUGGAGCAAGUCAACAACAACAUUUACUGGCGUGAGCAUUCUUACUAUCAACUGAAGGACUUCCUGGAAGCGAUAGUUAGCGAAUUUCACAUAAAUAUAUUUUAAGUAAGGCGAAAGUACGCUGGUAGAGAGUAAGGAAAAGCAGAACGAAAAGGCAAACAUGCAAAGAGCAGUGCUUAGGAAUCUACAAGAAAAUGAGUUUGAGCGUUAUGUAAGUGGAUAGUGUUUGAUUGAGAGAGCAGUGCGUUUGGAGCAGACCAAAUGAAUGAGCGAAUUGUUGUAGAAACGUACUACUACUCAUUUUCUUUUUAGCAUUAGAUAGUUUAGCGUAAGCGUGUAAGCUGUUGUAAGAGGAACCACAUAGGAGCUUUAAAUUUUGCGUGACAACAACAAGCAAUUCACCGUUAACAAAAACAAAAAUCGUAUUGACAUUGAAAUUUUUGUAUUUAAGCACACAAUUGAAAAUUAUAUUUUGUAAUGAUAUGUUGUUUUGCCAACAAAGUGAUAUAUUUGUAUAAGUGAAUGUACCAUAUUUCCUCUGCUGAAGCAAUGAAGCCAACUUUUAACUAACGGAAAAAGAGAGAGUGUAAAAGUAAUGUGAAUUUAUUUUUUUAGCACAAAAGC